UGAUUUCCUGCAGUAUGUUUGUCCCAUUUGAGUCGCCGUAGCUGCAGAGGACGUAGCAGCGCGGGUUUGUGAAUGAUAUUUCGCGGGAUAUCAGAGAGUUAGCUGCAGGUUGUCUGUCCUCAACACUAACACAUAACAGCCUCUAAAUUCAUAACAAGAUGAGUUUGUGGGUGGAUAAAUAUCGACCGACUUCUCUCGGGAAACUCGACUAUCAUAAAGAUCAAGCAUCUCAGCUCAAAAGCCUGGUUCAAGGUGGCGACUUUCCGCACUUGUUGGUGUACGGACCAUCAGGCGCAGGGAAGAAGACCCGCAUCAUGUGCCUGCUGAGGGAGCUGUAUGGCGCUGGGGUGGAGAAGCUUCGCAUAGAGCAUCAGACCAUCGUGGCUCCCUCAAAGAAAAAAAUCGAGAUCAACACAAUAGCCAGCAACUACCACUUGGAAGUAAACCCAAGUGACGCAGGAAACCAGGACCGUGUGGUGAUUCAAGAGCUGAUUAAAACGGUGGCUCAAUCUCAGCAGAUCCAGUCAAGCACCCAGAGAGAGUUUAAAGUCGUAUUGCUCACAGAGGUGGACAGGCUCACAAAGGAUGCCCAGCAUGCAUUGCGUCGUACAAUGGAAAAGUACAUGGCCACCUGCCGUCUCAUCCUCUACUCUAAUUCCACCUCCAAAGUGAUCGGGCCCAUUCGGAGCCGUUGUCUGGCCAUCAGAGUUCCUCUGCCUAGCACAGAAGAGGUUUGUAACGUUUUAACAUCAGUCUGUAAGAAGGAGGGUCUGCUUCUCCCACCUGAGCUAGCCAAGCAAAUUAGUGAGAAGUCUGGCCGCAACCUUCGCAAAGCCCUUUUGAUGUGUGAGGCCUGUAGAGUGCAGCAGUAUCCAUUCUCAGUGGAUCAAGACGUCCCAGAGACGGACUGGGAGGUUUACCUCAGAGAAACGGCAAAUGCCAUCGUCAGCCAGCAGAGCCCUCAGAGGUUGUUGGAGGUCCGAGCCCGGCUGUACGAGCUGCUGACUCACUGCAUCCCUCCUGACAUCAUCAUGAAGGGUCUGGUCAGAGAGUUGCUGAAUAACUGCGAUGGUCACCUGAAGACAGAAGUGGCCCACAUGGCAGCUUACUACGAACACAGACUACAGCUGGGCAGCAAAGCUAUCUACCACCUGGAGGCCUUCACAGCCAAGUUCAUGGCAAUCUACAAGAAGUUCAUGGAAGAUGGUUUGGAUGCCAUGAUGUUUUGAAUCUGAAUGGACUUAAACUCAGAUACUUUUCCCGAUGAGGUUCAACAGCUCUUACUGAUAUGUCACUUUUUCUCACUAACAACUUUUAUCAGUGACUAUUAUGGUGAUAAUGACUUAUUUCACCUCACCAACUUGGCUCUUUAUAAAAUGUGUAAACUUUGAAUUGUUGAUCCAGUGGUGUAAGAUACUUAAGAGCAGUUUGAUAGUGGCGUGAGUAGGUCAUAAUUUGUAAAAAUGUAGAUCAUAAUAAUAAAAUAAAUGUCUUGUUU
Messenger RNA from Scomber japonicus (chub mackerel), 1498 nucleotides. It is a transcript of the gene rfc3, whose product is annotated as replication factor C (activator 1) 3. The record is from RefSeq and is a predicted model, not a curated record. Lineage: Eukaryota; Metazoa; Chordata; Actinopteri; Scombriformes; Scombridae. Gene Ontology annotation, cellular component: DNA replication factor C complex; nucleus. Gene Ontology annotation, molecular function: ATP hydrolysis activity; DNA binding; DNA clamp loader activity. The transcript is spliced from 9 exons. Gene Ontology annotation, biological process: DNA-templated DNA replication; DNA repair. Bases 159 to 1229 code for a protein of 356 amino acids.